AGAAGGGAAAGAAGUAAAAAGCUAAUUUUCGGCAAGUGUCGCUCGUUUGUAAAGGAGAGGUCCAUUCAGUAUGCGUGAAAGAGGAGGCAAAGUUGGCUUGUGCAGAUUACAAUGGUUUUUCUCGAUUAUCUUUAUUGCUUUUGUGAUAGCUGUGGCAUGUUUUGUGAACGAGGCGGAAUCAGUGCGCGAGUCGAAAGCUGUGAAAAACUCUAAAUCCAACAAAGAAAAGGGGAAAUGCAGAAUCCUUCAAGAUAAGGAGAAAUAUUACUACGUGCAAUGUGCCAAGCGCAGCGUGAAAUAUCCGGACAGCGCGUGCUCCAGUGAAUGUCGCGGGAGACGUGGGCCGAGAGGCCAGCGAGGACGGACUGGGUCAAAAGGACAGCCAGGCCCUAAAGGACCAAGGGGACCCCCGGGAGCGAAUGGGCGAGAUGGACGGAAUGGGCAACCAGGACCUCAAGGACUUCCUGGACCGCCAUCAGUACAGGGAGCUCCUGGAAGCAAGGGGAUCAUGGGACAGAAGGGAGAACAAGGACUUCGUGGCCCAGCCGGUAUUCCAGGCCCUCCCGGUACACCAGGGGGCUGUGUGAGAUCAGCGUCAUCCAACACCACUACCCCCACAGUAUUUUGCGUACCAGGUAAACAAGGUCUUAAAGGAAAUAAAGGGGACAACGGAAACCGUGGAUUAUCAGGGCCCCCUGGGUCGCGAGGAAACAGAGGCCCACGAGGAUAUAGGGGUAACGGAGGCCCCCCAGGGAAAAAGGGUGACAUUGGGCCCCCAGGCAACUUUUCUGAUCUGGAAUGUUUCCCUCGGUACACCAGCUGGAUAAAUAGAAGUGAGUGGUUCGAUAAAUAUCCGGAGGUCCAUUGUGACAGGAGAGAAUUCUUACAAGGCUACAGUCUAGAAAUAAGUGAUGCUCGCGGGCAGAGAAGAUUCAAAUACACUUGUUGUACACUUAGGCUGACCAAUAGUCCUUGAAAAGCUCAGCAAAUGAACUGAGUGACGACUGAAAUAAACAGCCAACAAACAAUGACUCGACUCUCAACAAACAAUGGACGGAAAUUUUUAUUGAUGACAAAGUUGAAGAUAGUAUCUCUGAAGAAACAUGAGAUGAGACAAAAGGAUUUUUUAUGCAUUGAAAUGAAGAUACAUAUAGUUAACACCUGUGGGAUACCAUUUCUUGACUAUCCGUGCCCACGUAAAAAACUUAUCAACUGUAGUCAAGUUUAAUCAGAAGCCAGAAAUUAUUGCUCCUGACGUACACAAUUACAUUUGAUGUAAUCUUCCUCAGAGAUUAUAGAUAAACAGUCAUACAGAAACCAAAAUGACGUGCAGUCGGCUUUCUAUCAGCAUUGCGCUAAAAGGUCGACGGAAAGAUAUUUGCUUCCAAAUCACGUUAUCUUAGUCUUUAAAAAACAAGAAUAUGUAUCAUCGUGCCAUAUUCACCAUAAUGACGAUUAAUUGUACGUAGUACGCUGUGAAUUAGGAUUUCAGUUUUUUGUUUUAAGGGUGUGGGCUAUCAGCAGGGCACUAAUGCGAGUAUUGAUUUGCUCCAAAAAGCAGUUGAGAUAGAAGACAGUUACAGAUCAUUAGAGUUACUUAAACAUACUCCAAAAUAAAUGUGAGAGUUACGAUGUUAGAGCCUUUGACUCACUGCUCUUUCUAACGCCAUUGUAAAAAUUACCUGAGGAAGGCUAUAGAAGCUUGAGCUGCACGCGCACUUGGCUGUUUGGAUAAAAGUCACCCCUAGUUUCCGAAUUCUGGACCAUCCAUUCUAGUCUCGACGUUUCUAUCGCACAACAGGUUUUUAUCAAGUUUCAAGGCUUUGAGCGUCAGGUGCUGAAAUAUUUGCUUUGAGAAGGGUUUAUAUAAUGUAAAGAAAUAUUGAAUGUCUUUUUCCUCUGUGGUGGCUAUGUUGUAAUCCUUUUAAAAUAACUCAGUUAAUGAUAAAGGGUUUUUCUCAUCCUUCAAUCGUUGACCUUUACACAAUUUUCGCAGCACCUGAUGUUUCCUGAACCCAUAGUUAUCGUAACUUGGUUUGAGAAAUAAAAGUUGCAACUACA
Pocillopora damicornis (cauliflower coral) is the source of this 2061-nucleotide messenger RNA. RefSeq lists its product as uncharacterized. The record is from RefSeq and is a predicted model, not a curated record. Gene Ontology annotation, biological process: extracellular matrix organization. Gene Ontology annotation, molecular function: extracellular matrix structural constituent conferring tensile strength. NCBI's taxonomy places the organism in Eukaryota, Metazoa, Cnidaria, Anthozoa, Scleractinia, Pocilloporidae.